Molecule: messenger RNA, 3107 nt
Organism: Xenopus laevis (African clawed frog)
Lineage: Eukaryota; Metazoa; Chordata; Amphibia; Anura; Pipidae
Gene: cdc42.S
Product: cell division cycle 42 S homeolog
Exons: 6
Coding region: 1162-1737 (191 amino acids)
Biological process (GO): animal gross anatomical part developmental process; anatomical structure morphogenesis; positive regulation of cellular component organization
Cellular component (GO): plasma membrane; cytoplasm; midbody
Molecular function (GO): GTPase activity; GTP binding; G protein activity
Source: RefSeq, a predicted model, not a curated record
GACAGUGAUUUCGAUGUUGUUUGUAGAUAAAGAAUGCCUUGCAAGCCUCCGUUAUUCCUCUGUUUUUGCAGGUGUAAAAUAGAGAACGUGCAAGGCAUUGUGGGAAGUGAUGCCUUGUCUGGAGGAGAGCGGACUACUGACAUAAUGCUGCAGUGGUACGAGAAGUGCAGGAUAGCAGAGGACACGCAAAACAAAAAUCAGCCUGUGACUUUUAAAAAACUGAAAAUGUAGCUUUUCAUUCAGCAGCUCUCCAUUGUGCGCUUUCAGCAAUCUGGUUGUUAGGACCCAAAUGACCCUAGCAACCAAGCACUGAUUUGUAGAAACUGGAAUAUGAAUAGGAGAAGCCAUGAAUAGAGAGAUGAGUAGCCAUUUCAUCACAUACAAAAAGUUGACUUAAAGGUGUACCACCCUUUCAAAUGUUGUCUUUAUUCCUGCAGGACUACAACUCCAACAGCUAUAGACAGGGUUCGCUUCAGUGUCUGACUGAGCCUGUAGCACAUUCUACCUUGUGUUUCGCUGUCAUUCGCCUCAGACUAACACUCUGCAACGACCCCUUUACCUGUGCUUCCUUCGGUAUAUAUCUCACUGUCAUUGUCACCAAAUAAUCCCACCUUCCCCAAUUUUAUUCAACCAAAAUAUCGUCCCUGCAUAGGUGUACUACUUGGCCAAGCAGAAAAUCAUCUGACCGGAAGUCAUGCUUUCGCGACGGCCAUUUCAUGAUAGGGCAAUAUACGCUUAAUUCUUUUUUACGUGAAGAUGGAAUAUUGCAAAAGACGAUAAACUACCAGUUUUGCUAACUAGUAAAAAAAACCCUGAACGAUUUGAACUAGCACCAACUCCACCUGUCCAUAUUCGCAGGAACUGGGUGCAGAAAAUAUUUCUGACGCUGUGUAAAAACGCCUUGUUAGCGCUGCAGCAGCCCAGACAAAAGAUGGCCGCAAACCUUUUCCGCUUUCCUUCCCUUGUCAAUCUACAGCAAUUCAUCGCCGCAUAGUGCAAUGACGUCACAACUUCCAGAACGUCGUGACAUAAUUACGUAGUCUGACCCCUGCCUGCAAGCCUAGGAAACCCUGCGAGUAGCUGCCAACGCCCGGUGGAGAGAAGGGGAGAGGGUCUGCAUUGAACCAACUUUGCUGACCUUCACACUAGAAAAUUUCAGCCAUGCAGACAAUUAAAUGUGUAGUCGUUGGUGAUGGUGCUGUGGGUAAAACAUGUCUGCUUAUCUCUUACACAACAAACAAGUUCCCUUCUGAGUAUGUACCAACGGUUUUUGACAAUUAUGCCGUAACGGUUAUGAUCGGAGGGGAACCAUACACCCUAGGGUUAUUUGAUACAGCAGGACAGGAAGAUUAUGAUAGAUUACGACCGCUUAGCUAUCCACAGACAGAUGUGUUUCUAGUUUGUUUCUCAGUCGUCUCACCAUCUUCAUUUGAAAAUGUGAAAGAAAAGUGGGUACCUGAAAUCACUCAUCACUGUCCCAAAACUCCAUUUCUGCUGGUUGGCACCCAGAUAGAUUUAAGAGAUGAUCCUUCAACAAUUGAGAAACUGGCAAAAAACAAACAGAAACCAAUCACUCCAGAGACAGCUGAGAAACUGGCCCGUGACUUAAAGGCAGUUAAAUAUGUUGAGUGUUCUGCACUCACACAGAAAGGCCUAAAGAACGUGUUUGAUGAAGCGAUAUUGGCCGCCUUGGAACCCCCGGAGCCCAAGAAGAAACGCAAGUGUAGUCUGCUAUGAGUGUUCCUCCGUGGUCCCCUUUUUUGCUGUGCUGGUGUCGACGUCAAACUAAAAGCAAUGUUAAAAUCAGCCUAAGUAUAAACUGUUAAUUUGUUUUGCAAUAAUGCCAGAUGCUCUGCGUUCAUUACCAUUCAGAAUAGUAGGGUGUCUGAAAACAAAACCCAGUGACCUAAUGAAUUCCGUAUAAAUAUUAGUAGAGCAAUAUGUAUCUGCAGAAGAAAAAAAACACUGAUUAUUACUAGUUUUUUUUUUCCUUUUUUAUUGUGUUGUUUACUAUUUCUAAUGUCUUAUAUUAAGAGCAAGGCAUGCUUCAUACAUAACAGACUAAUUUUUAAGCUCUUUUUUUUUUUUCCAGCCCAACUUUAACUCCAAAUUGCUGGUAAUCAGGAAUUCCUUUCUCUGCUUUACUGCAAAAAAGUACACGAGGUGACUUGAGGAUAGGUUUUAAAAUACAAAUCUCAGGACUAUUAAUGGUCUCCUAGAAAGCAACCGUAGAAUAUGGGUUUGCCUUUGUUUUUAGCCUCUGCAGGCUACUUCUGUUUUUCGGUCAGCUGUUUAAUUUGGGGAGCACUAGGUGAUAGUGGCCACGAGUUGCCAAAUUGUUUGUGACUGAAUGCUACAUCUUUUAAUGGAGAAUCCCCCCUACCCUACUACUCCCUUCCUACACAGUCUAAUACAGAGAAAAGGUAAAAAUGCAGAGCAGGGGAGUUCACAGGUGCAUCUUCUGAUCUUCUUUAUGUCUCUUCACUGUCAUGGAGCCUAGAAGAGCAUGCACAGUUGGAACUAGUUCUGGAUCAGCGUUAACUGCACAUGCUUCUGAAAGAGGAUUUUUGUAUGUCAGUUCGCCUUUAGUUCCCUUGUUUUUGGAGGGGCUGCAUGUACUUUUUGACAGUGUCUUAGCAGGCUGUAUCAAACCAAAAUAUAGGUUUUUAUAAAGGUUUUCAUACCAGGAGGAACAAAUUAGAUUUUUAGUUAAACAUACUAGUAGUUAUCACUUAAAUUCCUAAUAAACUAUUAAACUAUACAUGUGCCUGAUACCCCCUCCCCGUUUUGUUUAGUUUGAUACAUGAGGGACCAGUCAAAAAGAAAAAACUCCCUGUUUUAUGUACAUUUUGCAUGCAAGGUCUAAGAAUCCUUAUUUUAGGGUUCCGAUCUAAAACAUAAUAUAAAAAAUACACGUGUUAAUAAGGAUUUUACCAGUACCCCUGUUUCAACUUGUUUUUUUUUUUUCCUGAAUUUUUAAUAUGUAAGGAAUAUAUUCCAUCCUCCCGGAUAACCGGUAGACUCAUUGUUGAACCCAUGCUUUGUUUCAUGUCUGAGUUCUUUGUAUAUGCAUACUUUUCAGAUGUAUUAAACAUAAAAUACCUUCA